AUGUCGAUCCAGGGUUUGAUCUACAACACGAUAUUUAAGCGAACGUCGACGUUCAUGCUCGCCAUCAUCGGAGGCUCUUUCCUCUUCGAGAGGGCCAUAGAUGUUACCUCUGACACCAUCUUCGAGACUUACAAUAAAGGCAAAUUAUGGAAGGACAUCAAGCACAAGUACGAGACGUAAUUAAUCACUCCUGAGUGCGACACCGCCUUAGAAACUUAGGAAAACCAUAAAUUAAUACCCUAAAUUCUGCAAUUGUUACUCUCAAUGCGCAAUAAUGUAAAUAAAGCCAGGUGCACGUGAAUACCAAAUGCACCCUUGACUCAAA
Molecule: messenger RNA, 325 nt
Organism: Diachasmimorpha longicaudata
Lineage: Eukaryota; Metazoa; Arthropoda; Insecta; Hymenoptera; Braconidae
Gene: ox
Product: cytochrome b-c1 complex subunit 9
Exons: 2
Coding region: 1-180 (59 amino acids)
Biological process (GO): mitochondrial electron transport, ubiquinol to cytochrome c
Source: RefSeq, a predicted model, not a curated record